Messenger RNA from Dryobates pubescens (Downy woodpecker), 2454 nucleotides. It is a transcript of the gene LHX9, whose product is annotated as LIM homeobox 9. The record is from RefSeq and is a predicted model, not a curated record. Gene Ontology annotation, molecular function: RNA polymerase II transcription regulatory region sequence-specific DNA binding; DNA-binding transcription factor activity, RNA polymerase II-specific. Lineage: Eukaryota; Metazoa; Chordata; Aves; Piciformes; Picidae. Gene Ontology annotation, biological process: neuron differentiation; regulation of transcription by RNA polymerase II. Gene Ontology annotation, cellular component: nucleus.
GUAGCAACAUUCAAUCUGCAAAUAACAUUAAUUUUAGCUACUUAGAGGGAAAGAGAAGGGAGGAAACUGGCUGCCUGAAUCUUGGGUUACAUGGAAGAGGUGACUCGAGUAGCCCCUGAGGAUGUCUCUGGGAUGCUUUGCAAAGGAAGUGGGGGCUGGGGUACUUCUUUCACGAGUCGCGCUCGAGUUUGGUGUGGAGCGUCCCCCAGGGAGCAGAACUGCCGCCAGGAAGAUCCUUCAGUAGGGAUCGAGGUGUCAGGAAACAGCCGGCAGCUGUUCCAGGGAAAGGCAAGGAAGAGUGGUGUGAAAAGAAGCCCUCGGUGCUUGUGCAAAGAGAAGCUCCUGUUGCAACCUCUCUCCCUGCGCUGUGCGCCUCGGUCCAUGCUUUUCCACGGGAUCUCCGGAGGCCAUAUCCAAGGAAUCAUGGAGGAGAUGGAGAGGCGAUCCAAGACCGAGUCCCGCCUGGCCAAAGGGGGACAGAUGAACGGCCGAGAAACGAACAUGCCCCCAAUGAGCCCCGAGAAGCCUGCUUUGUGUGCUGGUUGUGGAGGCAAGAUCUCAGACAGAUAUUACCUGCUGGCUGUUGACAAACAAUGGCACCUCAGGUGUCUUAAAUGCUGUGAAUGUAAACUGGCUUUGGAGUCAGAACUCACCUGCUUUGCCAAGGACGGCAGUAUUUACUGCAAGGAGGAUUAUUACAGAAGGUUCUCCGUGCAGAGAUGUGCCCGCUGCCACCUUGGGAUCUCAGCCUCUGAAAUGGUCAUGAGAGCCAGGGAGUCGGUUUAUCACCUGAGCUGCUUCACCUGCACCACCUGCAACAAGACUCUGACCACAGGAGAUCACUUUGGCAUGAAGGACAACCUGGUUUACUGCAGGGCCCACUUUGAGUCCCUUUUGCAAGGAGAAUAUACUCCUCAGCUGAGCUACACUGAGCUGGCUGCCAAGAGUGGAGGGCUGGCCCUGCCUUAUUUCAACGGCACUGGCACAGUCCAGAAGGGGAGGCCCAGGAAACGAAAAAGCCCUGCCUUGGGAGUGGACAUCGUCAACUACAACUCAGGUUGUAAUGAGAAUGAGGCAGAUCACCUGGACAGAGACCAGCAGCCUUAUCCCCCAUCCCAGAAGACAAAACGUAUGCGCACCUCCUUCAAACACCACCAGCUUCGUACUAUGAAGUCCUACUUUGCUAUCAACCACAACCCAGAUGCCAAGGACCUCAAGCAGCUUGCCCAGAAAACAGGCCUGACCAAAAGAGUUCUGCAGGUUUGGUUUCAAAACGCAAGAGCCAAAUUCAGAAGGAACCUUUUGCGGCAGGAGAAUGGGGGUGUCGAUAAAGCUGAUGGCACCUCACUUCCGGCACCGCCCUCAGCAGACAGCGGCGCACUCACUCCACCCGGCACUGCGACCACUUUAACAGACCUGACCAAUCCCACUAUCACUGUAGUGACAUCAGUGACCUCUAACUUGGACAGCCACGAAUCCGGGAGCCCCUCACAAACUACCUUAACGAACCUUUUCUAACAUUUCAUUUAUUUUUUAUUUUAUUUUAUUUUAAAAAAAUUCUUACUCUUCUUCUUUAUUAUUAUUAAUUAUUAUUAUUAUUUUUAUUAUUUUCAAGCCUUUUUUUUUUUAAUAAAAAGAAAAAGAAAAAAAGAAAAAAACAACCAACAACAAACCCACAAAAUUAUUUGGGAAAAUAAACAGCUUGAUGUGUAGCAUCUGCAGCCACUUGGCAAAUGAGUUUGAAAUAAUAUGUUGCUAUUAGAAAUGAACAUUUACUGUUGUUAAAUUGUACUCAAUUUUUUAACAUUAAUCAAGUAACUGAAGAGAAGGUUAUGAUUCACUCUGAUAAGUGCCUCUUAAAAUUGUAUGUUACUUAUUUCCACAACCUUGAAAAAAAUUACUACCACUAAAAAAAAAAUAAGAAGAAAAAAAGAAAGAAAUUCUUUUCUCGCCUUGAUAACGACAUAAAAAUCAGUUUAAUUAUAGCGAGUAGAACACUGCUGCAGGAUUGUAUGUUCACUUGCCACAUUUAAAUGCCCCAAAUUUGAGUUUAUUUUAGAAAAAGUUUUUCAUGAUUUAUUUUUUAAAUGUUGAAAAAUGAGUAAAAAAUUAAUUAUACUAAUAAGUGCAACAGUCAGGCUGGAAGUACCAGUGAUUUUUCCUAAUGCAUUGGUCACAAGCCUGAUCCUUCCUGAGAACUGGGAAGUCUCACUGGGAUAGCUCCUCUGCCAGUUCUUCACUGGGACUUUCUUGGCCACCACUGAAAUCUGUACCUGGAUGGAGGGCUUGGAGAGAGACACCCAGUGAUGAGAGUGCACAUGGGUGAGGACGGCAGGAUCAGGCUAUUAGUCUCCAAAUUUGUGUCCUGCAUAUUCUUAAGGAGGCAAGAUGCAGAAAAUGCCCUCCAGAAUGAGCUCACUCUAACUAAAAUAUUGUUAAAGUAAUAAUAAUAAC